Umbelopsis ramanniana AG is the source of this 1509-nucleotide messenger RNA. RefSeq lists its product as uncharacterized. NCBI's taxonomy places the organism in Eukaryota, Fungi, Mucoromycota, Umbelopsidomycetes, Umbelopsidales, Umbelopsidaceae. Gene Ontology annotation, cellular component: nucleus; NuA4 histone acetyltransferase complex; Swr1 complex. The transcript has 10 exons. Gene Ontology annotation, molecular function: transcription corepressor activity. The record is from RefSeq and is a predicted model, not a curated record. Gene Ontology annotation, biological process: chromatin remodeling; DNA repair; negative regulation of transcription by RNA polymerase II. Bases 29 to 1387 code for a protein of 452 amino acids.
GUGAAUUGCAGACCCUUUCAACACGCCAAUGAGUGGAUCGGAUAUUCGAGACAUUUUACAGAUUGGAAAGCCUUCUGAACCGGCUCCACGUAAAUUGAAGCAAGCCGUUGAAAAGAAGCCAGAGGGCAUCAGUCGUGAAUUAUACUCUUUGAUCGGUGGAGCACCUCCUAUCGCCUUCAUCAAACCCAACUAUAAAGCAAAACUCAGCUUUCAACAAAAAGCAACUCCAUGGGAAUUUCGACAAUUCACGAAUCCCGCUCGCACAGACGGUUUGGUUCUUCGACAUUGGGUGAAAGCAAAUGACGAUAAUGAUGGCGACUAUUAUUUUGCAAAGUUCAACAAAAUCAUCAAUGUUACAGAUUAUACAAAUGAAGAGUACGAAAAGUACUUGAAUGACCCAAACUGGACAAAAGAGGAGACUGAUUACCUGUUCGCGCUAUGUAGAAAUUACGACUUGCGGUUUGUGGUUAUAGCAGAUCGCUAUGAAUACCCCGGUGCGACGAGAUCCAUGGAGGACUUGAAAGAACGCUACUAUGGCGUCAAUCAGGCACUUUUGAGAGAACGAGCAGCAUCUUCAACCUCAACAGACAAUAACCAAGAGCGCCAAACUCUCAUACAACAAUUCAGCUUUGACAAGAAUAAGGAAAUUGAGCGGAAAAAGGCUUUGGAGAUUCUUUUCAACAGAACACCAGAACAAAUCGAAGAAGAAGAGGCACUGUUCGUUGAAGCACGACGUUUGGAACAAAAUGAUAUGAAAUUGGCCAAGGAACGAGAACAGCUGCUUAAGUUUUUGCAAACAUACGAUAUUCAACAAACACUUCCAGCGACACCUGGACCACCCAGUGCCGGUAUCCCAGCACAACCUGGCCUCGCAACCCCAGGAGGCAUUGGUAUUGCUGGCGGCAGUGGUACAUCACCCAUCCAUGACAAGCUUAAAAAGAAGAAGAGUCAACCAGAAGUCGAUACAAAGAAGGCUCGACGAAUGUCAAAUGCUUCGGUCAGCUCUUCGGUCAACGAAGAAAUAAUAGAAAAGAAGGAGAAACUUACACCUGGAGUGUACGUUCGCAGUCAAAAAAUACCUCCAAUCAAGCCCAACAUGAUACAGAAAGUUGGGAAAGUUAUGGACGAACUCGGCAUACCUAUCCGGCCGAUUAUGCCCACAGCACAAGUAUGUGCCAAGUUUGAGCAGUUACAAACAGCUAUCAUCACCCUAUUGGAUUUGAAGCGACAAGUCGAUCGACAAGAGACUGAUCUCAAGGUCAAGAAGACUCAAAAAUCUAAAGACGGUACUCCUACACCUCAAGGGCCGCAGGAAGGUAUUGCCAAUAGGAAACGAUCCGCAUCGAACGUUGGUCUUAACUCGCGCGAUAAAAGGAAAAAAGCAUAACGUUUGUACAUAAAUCUACUCUGGCUAUAAUAAAACAUUUGCCACCACUCCUAGAUGGCGCUGACUUUUUCACCCCUCGCAAAAAAAAAAUAACAAUAAUAACCCCUCCAGCUGUUCACUUG